This is a messenger RNA of Macroventuria anomochaeta, 849 nucleotides long. RefSeq lists its product as uncharacterized. The record is from RefSeq and is a predicted model, not a curated record. Gene Ontology annotation, molecular function: RNA binding. The coding region runs from base 35 to 703 and encodes 222 amino acids. Lineage: Eukaryota; Fungi; Ascomycota; Dothideomycetes; Pleosporales; Didymellaceae. The transcript is spliced from 2 exons. Gene Ontology annotation, cellular component: nucleolus.
ACCACAUACCCACACCUCUGCUCAUAUUUCCACAAUGAGGAACGCACCACCCCCUUCGAAAAAGCGCAAGAUCAAGACCAUCACCGAAGAGAAGAUCGACUUCGACCCAGCCGCGCGCGAAGAAUACCUUACCGGCUUCCACAAGCGCAAACUUGCGCGGAGAAAGCAUGCAGAAGAGGAAAACGCAAAGAAGGAAAAGGAGGAGAAACUGAGGUUCAGGCGCGAGCUCCGACAACAGCGCAGAACCGACCUUGAAAAGCACGUCAGCGAAACAAACCGCCUCAUGCGCCUCGCAAACGGCGACAUCCCCAGCGAGCCCGAAGAGUCCUCAGACGGCGAAGACUCAGCGACCGGCGAACCAACAUUCACGGGCUUCGACGACCCGAUAAACCACGAAGACGAGUACAUCGACGAAGACAAGUACACAACCGUCACCAUCGAGACGGUGGGCAUAAAUCGCACAGGCUUCUCGAGGCCGGGCGAGGAGGAGGCGGAGUUGAGGCGGGAGCGCGAGGCGAGGGAGGAGAAGGAGAUGGAAGAGAAGAAGAAGAGGGUGUGGACGAAGGAGAAGCCGAGGAGCGAUAGGCCGAAGAAGAAGAAGGUGAAGUUUAGGUAUGAGACCAAGGCGGAGAGGAAGGUGGAGAGGAUGAAGCAGGGGAUGAAGAAGAAGAAGCUGGCGGAGAAGAGGAAGCCCAAGGAGUGAAUGGGUGGUAUGGGAGAUGUUGGUUGAUAUGGCUUGAUACCCAGUUAUGGAUCAUAUGCAUGGGCGGAGUUUAGGCGCAGUAUAAAACAGGUGCAGAAACCUCAAAAUCAACAUGAAAUGUCCUCGAAGUUAGCAAGAUAUUCAAC